This is a messenger RNA of Paramacrobiotus metropolitanus, 2152 nucleotides long. RefSeq lists its product as uncharacterized. The record is from RefSeq and is a predicted model, not a curated record. Gene Ontology annotation, biological process: protein phosphorylation. Gene Ontology annotation, molecular function: protein serine/threonine kinase activity; ATP binding; protein binding. Gene Ontology annotation, cellular component: cytoplasm. The transcript has 3 exons. The coding region runs from base 239 to 2152 and encodes 637 amino acids. NCBI's taxonomy places the organism in Eukaryota, Metazoa, Tardigrada, Eutardigrada, Parachela, Macrobiotidae.
GUGCUAAUAUUAGUGUAGUUCGUCCUUUGAACCAUGUGCCUAGUUGUUCUUAAUUCUGGUAACAACAGUACUCGCUUUAGAAGGCUUCGGACACUAGAAAAUUGUCAUUCCAUACAUUAUGCGUAGUUUCAAAUCCCCAGUCACGUGAGCAGUUAAACGCGAUUUAGUGGACGCCGACUCAGCGAAAAUUGCACCGGGUUAAUCGGGAAUCAGUUGAUAUAAUCCGGUAAUUACUGAAAUGGAAAGCAUAAGCUUCCGUAAUUCCGGUGCUGUCGAAGAAAUUGGCAGCAGUAUACAGUACACUAAGGGUGAAUUUAUUGGGAGGGGAGCGUUUGGAAUAGUUUACAAAGCCAAAGUCAGAAAAGCACUUUUACGAUUUCGCACUCCGUCCGAGCCGGAUUUCGUAGCCGUCAAAGUGAUGCAUGUCGCAAUUAAUUCUGGAAUUGCUGCCGAUCAGGAAAACUGGAUGACCGUUGUGCAGAGAAUAAGACAACUUCCAGGACUGAAGCACAAACAUAUCGUACGCUAUCACAAGGUUUCCAUCUCGAAAUCUUCCGGCGGAGUGACAGUGGAGCUGGCAAUGGAUUAUCAUAAAGGUGAUCUUGCGUCGUUUUUAAGGGAAGCUAAGGAAAACACGACGCUUUUAAACAACUGGAGAAAAGUGAUUCGAUUCGCAGAUGACUUGGCCCAAGGACUUGAAUUUCUCCAUCAAAACGGUAUCAUUCACGGCGAUUUAAAGCCUGAAAAUAUACUUCUGAGCGUCUCGCAGAAUGGCAGCGAGAAACUGGUGAUUGGCGAUUUAGACGAUCUAGUGCAAAUGAAAGAAAGCGCCACCUGCUCUGCAGACAUUUCUCAGUUACGAGGCACAAUGCGCUAUAUGUCACCGGAAAUGCUGAGGAAGUUCUCCCAACAAGAAGCGGAGCGACCAGGACGAAAAACCGAUAUGUGGAGUCUGGGAUGCAUCAUUCUGGAGAUGGCCGAAAACUAUGCACGUGUACCCAAGAAACAGCUCGUAAAGGAUGGGAAUAUCGUCGAUGCGGGAAGCGCUCUUGCAAACUAUGCACGCUUGAUAAUCGACGGUUACGCUCCAUUUGUGAGCAACGACAUUCAAGACGAUUUAGCGUGCAUUAUUCGACAGUGUUUGGAUACAAGUAGCGCAAACCGAUUAUCCGCCAGAGAAUUACUGCAGAAGCUACCGAAAGACCUCAUAGUAUUUAUUGGGCUCAGGGAUUCUAACGAUCCCAGCGUCAUGAGAUUCGAUCCGUGGACUAACUCUGUUAAUGUUCAAGAGGUGCGGGGCGCACCAAAAUUUAAGGGGGAUCUGUGUCGCGGGUUAGCGGUAACAGGUAACAAAAUUGUAAUUACGGAACAGAUACGUCAUGGUCACGUCUACAAGGUGAAAUUCCAUUUGUGGAAUGUCGACGAUGGAACAUGGGGUCAACACGAGCCAGUUCCCUCUUUGGAGGUAGACUCGUUUAUAAUGGUGACAGCGGUAGAGGACAAGGCUUAUUUUUUUGACGAUACCGGAAUCUUUACAGAAGCGAACAUUUCUACAGGCGAAAUUGCACGUUCAACUCAACCAAAUCAACGCCCUUUCCACUCACCAGAAGCAGUAGCCAAAUACCGUGAGCAGAUAUUUUAUGCUACUUGGAGCCGCCUUUUCCAGUAUGACACGGUGAUCAAGGAAUGGAAGUACUUACCAGAUCGGCAACAACCGCGCCGAGAUUUUGCAAUGGCCGUGGUCAGCGGACACAUAUACAUUUUGGGCGGAGAGCUUUUAGACGACGCAAAGCUUUACUGCAACAGCUUUACUGCCCGUCACUUUACUGCAACAGCUGACUGUAUUCGUUUGAGACUGGGCAGUACAACGUGGGAAAAGAUUGCACCACUUCAUCAGCCCAGAUUCUGGCAUACUGCUUGCGUUGUCAAGGAUCGAAUAUACAUCUGCGGCGGUGCCGAUUCAUCUUAUAACGAGGCGGUUACGAUAGAGGUUUACGAUACCAGAGCCGACGCAGGAUGGUCGACUGUCAAUUUGUUUCCGAAGGACAACGAAAAGUUUGCAGCCUGGCUGGCUGCAUACAGUCAUCCGUUGUAUUACUUUGCAACCUCCGUCAGACAGCAUAUUGACAACUUUCCAGAUAUAACCGCUUAA